Messenger RNA from Neolamprologus brichardi, 2206 nucleotides. The record is from RefSeq and is a predicted model, not a curated record. NCBI's taxonomy places the organism in Eukaryota, Metazoa, Chordata, Actinopteri, Cichliformes, Cichlidae.
AUGUCUCCAGCUCCAGCUCCUGCGCAGGCACCUGCUGCUCCUGUUCCCACUGCUGCUCCUGCCAAUCCAGAGGACAUUGAAGGUCUGAGAAAGGAUGACUACAUCCGACUGAAGGAAGAGGAGCGCAUAGCCAAGGAAGAAGCGGAUAAGAAGAAGGCGGAGGAAGCGGCCAAAAAGGCAGAAGAGAAGAAGAAAAAAGAUGAGGAGAAAAGGUUGGAGGCCGAGAAGAAAGCCGAGGAGGAGAGACUGGCAGAGGAGGCCAAGAAGAAAGAAAGGAUCCUCCCAGAAAUCAGCUGCUCCUGCUUUGACGUCCUCUUCCAUCCAGUGGAGGAAAAAAUGGAUGUCAUCUUGGGGACCACCAUUGAUCCUUUCACAGAUCGUCGGUACAUUUCCUGGUUGAGCUUCGUGGCAUUGGCGUACAAUUACAACAUCUGGUUUUGCUCCGCCAGGCUGGCUUUCCCUUACCACGGUGAAACUGUCAACCGCUACUGGAUAUUCCUCGACAUUCUUAGCGACAUUGUAAAUAUAAUAGACAUCGUUGUUUGGCAGCCUCGCCUUCAGUUUGUCAAAGCUGGAGACAUCAUUAAAGACAGAGCUUUGACUAAGCUACAUUAUCGAAAAUCACAUCAAUUUAAGACUGAUAUAUUCAGCAUCCUCCCCUUCGACCUGCUCUGCCUGUACUUUGAAUUCUCCUCGUUUUACCGACUGAACCGCUUCAUCAGGAUUGAUUCCUUCUUUGAGUUCAGUGAUCGACUUGAGAGUGUCAUGGCCAAAGCUUACAUCUGGAGAGUUGCCCGCACCACAGGCUACCUGCUCUUCAUGCUUCACCUCAACGCCUGUGCUUACUACGUUGCCUCAGUGCACCAGGGUCUUGCCACAACUACAUGGGUGUAUGACGGGAAUGGCACAGCGUACCUGCGUUGCUACUACUUUGCAGUUCGCAGUCUGAUCAACAUCGGGGGUUUACCAGAACCUGUAACCACCUUUGAGAUUUCCUUUCAGAUGGCUAACUUCUUUAUCGGUGUCUUUGUGUUCUCGAGUUUGAUCGGACAGAUGAGAGAUGUCAUAGGAGCAGCUACAGCAGCUCAGACAUACUUCCGGGCGUCAAUGGACGGAUGUGUUGCCUACAUGAACACCUAUACGAUCCCCAAGCUAGUCCAGAACAGAGUCCGCACCUGGUACAACUACACCUGGGCAGCUCAGGGAAUGCUGGAUGAGUCCGAGCUGCUGGACAAGAUGCCUCUGGUGAUGAGAAUUGCCAUUGCUGUGGACAUCAACCUUGCCACAUUCCAGAAGAUUGCAUUGUUCCAGGGCUGUGACCAGCAGAUGUUAGUGGACAUGUUACUGAGGCUCAAGUCAAUCAUUUAUCUACCCGGAGACUUUGUUGUGAAGAAGGGUGACAUCGGUAAAGAGAUGUACAUCAUCAAAAGUGGAGCGGUGCAGGUGGUGGGAGGACCCGACAACAGCAUUGUGUUUGUGACGCUGAAGGCCGGCUCCGUGUUUGGGGAAAUCAGUUUACUGCAGUCUGCUAAAGAUGGAGGAAACAGGCGCACAGCCAAUGUAAAAGCUCACGGCUUCGCUAACCUUUUUGUGCUGGAGAAGAAAGACCUGUUUGAUAUCCUCGUCCACUACCCGGAGUCUGAGAAGGUGCUGGCCAGGAAGGGCAGGAAACUAGUCAAAGCCAAAGGAGCUGUACCUGCUAAAGGUAAUGAGGAGAAGCAGAAAGGACUGGCUCUGUUUGGACCAAAGCCACCAACGCCCAAGCUACUCAGAGCCUUUGCAAAUAUAAGAAAACUCAAGAAAAUGGAAGAGACGAAAUAGGAAGUGGAUGUGGAGUGUUAUUGAGAGUCACAAUUUUAAAGUUGGUAUCUUCUACUCUUCCAUUGCUACCAAAAGACCCAUAAUGGAACCGGUCUACAGCGACCAGAAGAGCUGUUGUGAAUCAGCGGUUUAUGUGACCUGAUACUCUUCAGUUCAAACGUCUGCUGGAAGCAGCAAAGUGCUAUGAUCAGAAAGCAAUAAUAAUCUCCCCUACACUCAAUAUACACAGAACCGUCUGUGACAACAGGAGAGGACAACUGUUUGAAAUUUGUGUCAUGCAAAUGAUCGACUUUUCAUAUUAAAAAAGAAAAAGGCAAAAAUUAUCCUCAGUUUCAUUAUUAGGUGUUCAGGGUGAUGCGAAGCUCUUCCAUCCCUGACUGGAAUU